AAAGAACUGGAUGGAUUUGAAACAGCGCGUGGGGCCCUACAGGCGGUGUUAUAUCUUUUCUCACUGUUCGACCCCUGGGGAGCCCCUGAUCGUUCUGCAUGUGGCGCUCACCAGCGACAUUUCCAACAAUAUCCAGGCGUCCAGCUCCCGCAACCAGCACGGUGACCGCAGCCUCGAGUGGCCGUCUAGGCCAGCCCCACGGGCCUCCUCCUACCUGCUGCCCGGCAGGCCAGCCGCCAGCCCCAGCCAUGAGCGAGUCCAGGAAGGACCAGGUGGGCACCAGCAGCUCGGAGCCCCUGCCCGUCAUCAUCAUCGGCAACGGGCCCUCGGGCAUCUGCCUGUCCUACCUGCUCUCAGGCCAUGCGCCCUACGUGAAGCCGGAUGCCGUCCACCCACACCCGCUGCUGCACAGGAAGCUGGCCGAGGCUUCGGGGCGCUGCCUCCUGGACCAGGACCUGGAUUACCUGUCUGAGGGCCUCGAAGGCCGGAGCCAGAGCCCUGUGGCACUGCUCUUUGAUGCCCUCCUGCGCCCAGACACGGACUUCGGGGGCACCUUGGACUCCGUGCUCUCCUGGAAGCGGCAGGAGGAGCGAGCUGUCCCCCACCUGGUCCUGGGCUGCGGCCCACCCGGGGGUGCCUGGCAUGCCAUGGAAGGCUCCAUGGUGACCCUGAGCCAGGGCGAGUGGAUGGGGCUCCCCGACCUGCAGGUCAAGGACUGGAUGCGGGGGAAGCGCAGAGGUCUCCGCAACAGCCGGGCCACGGCCGGGGACAUUGCCCAGUACUACAGGGACUACGUGACCGAGAAGGGUCUGAGCCCCAACUUCCUGUCUGGCGCGUUGGUCACAGGCGUGGAGAUGGGGGGAGCCGAGCCCAAGGACCCCAGUGCCCUCUUCCGAGUGAGUGGCAUCCUGACCGCUAAGGACCGGCGCCAGCGGCCCUUCUCGCUGUGGGCCCGAAGUGUGGUCCUGGCCACCGGCACAUUUGACAGCCCGGCCCGGCUCGGCAUCCCGGGCGAGGCCCUGCCCUAUGUGCACCACAAGCUGUCGGCCCUGGAGGCGGCCAUGCGGGCGGGCACCGUCACCCCGGCCUCAGAGCCCGUGCUCAUCAUCGGCGCCGGGCUGUCUGCGGCCGAUGCAGUGCUCUACGCCCGCCACUGUGGCCUCCCUGUGAUCCACGCCUUCCGGCGGCCAGUGGACAACCCGGGCCUGGUAUUCAACCAGCUGCCCAAGAUGCUGUACCCCGAGUACCACAAGGUGCACCAGAUGAUGCGGGAGCAGUCGGCCCCAUCACCCAGCCCCUACGAGGGCUACUGCAGCCUCCCUGGGCACCGGCCGCUGCUCUUCAAGGAGGGCCGCCAGGCUGUGCUGUGUGACCCGUGCAGCCGCCACCAGGUCUUCGGCGUCUCCCUAGUGCUGGUCCUCAUUGGCUCGCACCCCGACCUCUCCUUCCUCCCAGGGGCAGGUGCCAACCUCACCUCUGACCCUGAGCAGCCCCUGAGUGCCAAGAGGAACCCCAUCAACGUGGACCCCUUCACCUACCAGAGCACGUGCCAGGAGGGCCUGUACGCCCUCGGGCCUCUGGCUGGGGACAAUUUCGUGCGGUUUGUGCAGGGCGGGGCCCUGGCCGUGGCCAGCUCCUUGCUGAGAAAGGAGACCCGGAAGCCACCCUAGUGGCCCUGGCACCCAGUCCCUGAGGAGGAGAGCACAGCCCUGGGGCAUGCAGGGCCCCCAGAAGAUGCCCCGUGAGGUCCAGAGACUGGACCAGAAGCGGCCCCUCCUGCUCAGAGGAAUGAGGGACGCGGGCUCCAUGGCCGGACAGGGGCCAAAGGCCAGCGAGGGCUGGGCCUGGGAUCUGGGGAAGCUGCGGAGGAGCCCGGGUCCCCAGGGCCAGCUGAGCACCCCGCCAGAACGACUGCAUGCCGGCUCCACCCAGAAUCGGGUCCCAAAUAAACCAGUGUCUGCCUGCA
This is a messenger RNA of Heterocephalus glaber (naked mole-rat), 1966 nucleotides long. RefSeq names its product oxidative stress induced growth inhibitor 1 (gene Osgin1). Gene Ontology annotation, biological process: negative regulation of cell growth. Gene Ontology annotation, molecular function: growth factor activity. NCBI's taxonomy places the organism in Eukaryota, Metazoa, Chordata, Mammalia, Rodentia, Bathyergidae. The record is from RefSeq and is a predicted model, not a curated record.